UUAACGGCCUUUAAACCCGGGUCCUCCUACAGCCCAGUUGAUAACUCUCAAGCUCUCAAUUCUACUCGCUCACAAUCCAUCGAUUCAAUGAAGAUCACCAUUUGCAGCAAAACCUUAUCCUUCCUCUUCAUUCUCUUCCUCACAGCCUUCUUCUCCACGCCAAUAUCUGAAGCCUGCCAUGCCAUUGAUAAAGCGGCACUACUUGAUUUCAAGCACAAGAUCACCUCCGACCCUUCAAAUCUCUUGAAGUCAUGGACAUCUACCUCGAAUUGCUGCACUACUUGGGAAGGCGUCGCCUGCGACUCCUCUGGCAGAGUCGUCAAUGUGUCGCGUCCAGGGCUUAUUGCCGGCGAUGACUUCAUCACUGACACCUCCAUGUCCGGAACUCUAUCUCCUUCUCUUGGAAACGUGUCCUUCCUUCGGUUUCUUGAACUCAGCAAUCUCAAGGAGUUGAUGGGUCCUCUGCCACCAGAGCUGGGCAAGUUGUCGCAUCUCACCCAUCUCUUUCUUGACGCAAACAAGCUCAAUGGCUCCAUACCCACAACGUUUCGACACCUUGUUCGGCUGCAGAAGCUGUAUCUUGAUAGCAAUUACUUGUCUGGUGUUCUUCCUUCAACUGUCAUUGAAACUUUAACAUCGCUCUCUGAACUGGGUCUUUCAGGAAAUCAGUUUUCGGGUUCGGUUCCGUCUUCGAUUGGCAAGUUGGUUUUGCUUACUAAACUUGAUGUCCAUGGAAACAGGAUCUCUGGUAGUAUUCCUCCAGGUAUCGGCAAGCUGAAGAGUCUCAAGUAUCUUGAUUUAUCUGAAAAUGGCAUAACUGGGAGUCUUCCAUCGUCGCUGGGUGGGCUUUCCGAAUUAGUACUACUCUAUCUCAACCAUAACCAGAUCACUGGAAGCAUUCCUUCUUCAAUUUCCGGACUCAGUUCUUUGCAAUUCUGCCGGUUGUCAGAAAAUGGGAUCACUGGUGGUUUACCGGCGUCAAUUGGCAAGCUCUCAAAGAUCCAAAGGCUAAUCCUAGAGAACAACAAGCUCACCGGAAAACUGCCCACAACCAUCGGCCAUCUCACCUCUCUUACUGACAUAUUCUUCUCCAAUAACUAUUUUAGUGGCAAGAUACCUUCAAGUAUCGGUAAUAUACAAAACCUUCAGACGCUUGAUUUAUCGAAAAACCUACUCUCUGGUGAAAUUCCCCGUCAGAUUGCUAAUUUACGCCAGUUACAGGCCUUAGAUUUAUCGUUCAAUCCGCUCGAACUCGAAAGCAUUCCAACCUGGUUUGCGAAAAUGAAUCUUUUUAAGCUCAUGUUAGCUAAAACUGGGAUUGCGGGGGAGCUUCCAAGCUGGUUAGCUUCAUCACCCAUAGGUGUACUUGAUUUAUCUAGCAAUGCAUUAACAGGGAAAUUGCCUCAUUGGAUAGGGAACAUGACCAACCUUUCGUUCCUCAAUUUAUCCAACAAUGGCCUCCACUCUGCGGUACCAGUUGAAUUCAAAAACCUUUCGCUGCUGACGGAUCUCGACCUCCACUCAAACAACUUCACUGGACACCUGAAAACGAUACUGACGAAAAGCGUUCAAUUCGCACUUGGCCGGUUUAACUCCAUUGAUCUUUCUAGCAAUAUGUUCAUGGGUCCCAUUGACCAGAACAUUGGAGAGAAGCCUUCAACCGCCUCUAUCCAAUCCCUGAUUUUAUCUCACAACCCACUGGGAGGGUCCAUACCCAAGUCGUUAGGGAAACUGAGGGAAUUGGAGGUAGUGGAGCUCGUGGGUAAUGGGCUUUCGGGGACAAUACCAGUGGAGCUCAGUGACGCCAAGAAACUGCAAACAAUUAAGCUUUCGCAAAACAAGCUGAGUGGGGGCAUUCCGUAUAAAGUGCUGAAUUUGGAUGAGCUUCAACAAUUCAAUGUAUCCCAAAACCAGCUGAGUGGGAGGAUCCCUCCACACAAAGCCCAAUUCCCUCCAUCUGCCUUCAUGGAUAAUCCCGGCUUGUGUGGUGCUCCACUCCCACCUUGUAAGCACUCCUAGUAUCUUUCUACAUCGCUUUUCUUUGUUUUGGUUGUCAUCCAAUUUCAGAACAAUGCCCCCUGAA
This is a messenger RNA of Vitis vinifera (wine grape), 2083 nucleotides long. Its product is annotated as probable leucine-rich repeat receptor-like protein kinase At1g35710. NCBI's taxonomy places the organism in Eukaryota, Viridiplantae, Streptophyta, Magnoliopsida, Vitales, Vitaceae. Gene Ontology annotation, molecular function: protein binding. The coding region runs from base 88 to 2019 and encodes 643 amino acids. The record is from RefSeq and is a predicted model, not a curated record. The transcript has a single exon.